UUAGUAAGACACAAACGCAUCCACCACCAUCACCAGAGCAGCCGGGAGGGAUGGUGGACGUGACCAGCACAAACUUCGCCUCUCUCCUUCCCUCAGUAGUGGAGGAGGCGAAGUCAUGCUGCUUCCUGGCCCUCGACACGGAAUUCACGGGGCUGCUCGCUGAUUCCGCCUUCAGGAACAAUCUAUUCGAUGACGGGCCGCAGCGUUACCACAAGCUGAGUGCCAACCUACGUCGCUUCUCUGUGGUGCAGCUCGGUCUGGCACUCUUCACUGGUGUUCCAGAUAAAAAUGCAUACAGUGUUACCAGCUAUAAUUUCUACCUGCGGCCUCACUCCUGUGGCUCCAGUGAUCCCAUCAUUGCCUGCCAGACCUCCAGCCUUGAGUUUUUACAGAGAUUUAACUUUGAUUUUAACAAGUGGCUUUACGAAGGUGUGCCGCACAUGAACUGUGAUGAAAUAGACGACCUCCGAGGGGAAUUAACAGCCCUCUUCAGCGGAAAGAAAGCAUCCUAUAUGUCUUAUGAGGUAGAGAGAUACUUCCGCAGCGUGGGUGAGUGGAUGGUCACAGCACAGGAUGGGGAAACACACAGCAUUGGUGGAGUGCAGGACAUCCACUCUCAGGCGAUGCUUCUGGCCGCCCUGCACACCUCCUUCUCCGAGCUGUGGGCCACACUGCAGGACGGCCUGGUUGUGGUGGAAAAAGUGUCAAGCAGUGAGAGAGCAAGACUGGAGGCAGAGGACCCAAGCCGCAGCCAGUUAAUAGAGGCAAUCAUUGAGAGAAACAAGGGAUUUACAAGUCUCUUCCAGCUCCUCGUUCAACUCAAUAAACCAGUUGUCCUUCAUAAUGGCUUGCUGGAUCUUCUGCUGAUAUAUAAACAGUUCCACAAGAGGCUGCCAAGUUCCUACGACCACUUCAAGUCCGAGGUGCACCAACUGUUUCCCUUCAUGUACGACACCAAGUUUGUGGCCGAGGAGCUCAAGUAUAAGUACAGGGAUGACAUUUUUGUGAGUCGAGCCUUGAGCAAAACAAACCUUGGGGACCUGACCACCGCCCUGCGAGGGGACCUGCCUGUCACGUACCUGCCCAAGCUGCACCACACACCACCAGACAACAAGUAUACGCGGGAGGGAGCGACACUGCACGAGGCAGGCUAUGAUGCAUUGUUGACGGGUUUCUGCUUUCUGCGCAUGUGUCACUUGUCAGCCAUGGUGCAGCUCCCCCAGAUGCAGCACCACCGCCCACUGAGUCCCCGGGAGCACCUGUCCACCCUGAGGCAGUACGCUAACAAGAUACACUUGCAGAGGUCAGCCGUUCCCUUCAUGUCCCUGGAUGGCACAGACCCGAGGAGCAAGCGUCCUCCGUGGCUGGUGGUGCAGGGGCGGGGCAGGGGAGUAAGGGCAUCACCGGGCCUGGUCUCGGCAGCCCUGGCUAAGUAUGGACAGUUGGACGUGCAGCCACUGAACAACAACUCUGUGCUUGUGGCCACAUCUUCCUGGAGGAGUGUUUCAGAGAUCCUGGCAAACCUGUCGUCCGAGGGUCCCCUCAAGGCACAGGUCUACACUAGGCUGAGGCACUCCACCCUUGGUCGCAGCGUUGUGUGGUCCAGCGCCGUGCUGUCAACAGGACUCUGUGCCUGGCUGGUCUAUCGGUCCUUCAGGAAGUCUUCCCCUUGACACCACCAAUGGAUAGAGGUACACUGUAGUACUACAAUUAGAAAAGUCAUACAUUUGUUUUUUUGCACAAACACUUGGCCGUGAUACAGACGUAGUGCUUCCCAUCCCUACAUGGUCACCUUAACAAGACUGCAUCACCAUCACUUCCAGCUCACAUUUUGUUUUGUACUUCUCAUCAAUCUGCUUCCAAUUCAUCCUAUCACAUUGCACAGAACCCCUUGCUUCCCGUCACUCCCGAGGGACGGGGCACACUCAGAACCCGGGAGUGCACCAAGAGGCAGCAGACGGUCACAUUAGGGCAGAUUUCCUUAGUUUAUAAUUGAGGGGCAAUUUUAUUCAUGCAAGACCAGACUGAGGGAUGGCAGCCGUGGUGAGCCACGUGGCGGUGGCCUGCAGCAAGUGAGCCGCCCAGACGUGACUGUUGCUGCCGCGACUCCGUGAGGAAGCAGGAAGGUUGAUAACGCUAUGUUGCUGCUUAAAGCAAUUGAACUGUUGUUUAACAACAGCUAACAAGUAACUUAUAAUUUAGUCCACCAUUUCUUGCCUCAGGGACAAAGUGUGUGAGCAAAACGUGUCCGGCACAACAGGCCGAGGGUUCCUCACUGAUUACAAUUUAAACCAUGCUUGCUUGUUCUUGUUGUUUUAAAUUUCUACUAGUACAAUACUAAGAUUCCUGAGUAAUGCUAGUUUUACAUACAUGCUUGUUACUGUAUGUCACCAGUUAGUGAAUAAUAGUAGACACUAUUCCUAGUAGAUGAUGGAGGUAACUACCUCAAAGAUUAACUUUUCAUAUGUAAAUAUUCUUGGGAGAUUAUUGAAGCAGAAUCAGAUACAGGCUCUUCUGCACAACAAACAAGGUUACUGCCAUACUCGCCAAGGCAAAGAUUCCUGCCGAUCCCAAAUAUUAUGCCACUUACAAAAUUUGGUCUUAUAAAUCUGUACUCUGAGCAGAGGCAAGAAUUAUGCAAAUAGGUAUUUGAAUUUGUCUCCAAGUGUGGCAGCUGCUGCACUACAGUGAUGGCACUCAUGCUGGUGUCUUGGCCAGUUCUCCAGGCUCAAAAAGCGAAGGGACGCGAGGAGCAGGAUGCCCCACCAUCACCAGCCCGGCAGUGUUUGUGUGGGGCAUCCUGACACGGCUGACUCAUCUGGGACCCCUCAGAGUCAGUGCAAGACACACUGCAUGGUGCCACACUCAUAACAAGUCCCUAGGUUACAUCUGUCAGUGCAAACCUUACUGCUAAGUGUGGUAUUGAAAUGUUGAAGGUCCCCUGUGCCACGCAGGACAACACACUACAGGUCUCCCAUCAACCACUCCUAGGCCCCCUCAUCUACUUCCUCCAUGGCUUACUAUCACUGACACCUAAGUCUUGUGGUGGCACAGGUCUUGUCCUGGCACCCAUUCCUGCCCUGGCUCAGCUCUCGCUAGCAACAGUGAUGCAGCACCACUGCCCGGCAUGUCUCCCCUCGCUGGUGCCAUCCUGGCUGUGCUGCUGCCCGGCACUCAGUGCCUUCUGUGCAGGAAUCUCUUUGCUGUGACACCAAGGUACCUUCUUGAACAUGUUUUAAAUACUUGUUGGAUGGACGUGGUUGUCUUCAACAUUCAGUGUAUGCCUGCUGAGGGCCUCCUCCCCAAAGACAGCCACAAAGAUAAUUUUUCCAACUCAAAAGACAGCUUCAAAUAAUUCUCAUCUCAAUACCAUGUUUAUUUUUCAUAAAAACGUAACAAGUGCCAAACAAAUAAGUGUAAUUAAGGUCGCCGUCACCUCUGAGAUCAUCGAGCUCAAGACCGAGGCAGGAGCAGGUCGGCUUGUCAACAACUGUGCCAGUUGUCACACCACAAGUGUUCAAAACUUGAAGAAUAUGCAUUGAAAAGUCCCAUAAUGAAUUAUAAUAGCAAAGGUUUCCCAUGCUGUGCAAAUCUCUAUCUAUCACCUUACAGUUCUGCUGCACAAAGUAUGAAGUCACGUCAACAGUGUGAUUGAAAAUUGCAAAGUUUUGCACUGGAAAAUUUAGGCAAGAUCCUGUAUGUCGGUUCACACCACUCUUACAUUCUGUGAUGGUGAUGAUUAAAAAAAUCAGUGAACAGACAGUGAACUUCAAAAAGUCUCUCCUAUAAGUCAAACCAGAAAAUGCUGUGCAGCUCAGAGGAAAUGAAUACAGUGCUGCAGAGCAGUGGUGGUGGUCUGCCAGCUCAAAUAAUCUGUGGUCCCUUGCCCAAGUAGCUCCCCUCAUAAUGCCUCUCAGGUGCAACGUGGCGCCGCCACGCCUAGUGGUGCAGUGCUGCUGCUGCUGCUUAGGUAACAGUGAGUAGACCCCGUGGUGGCCGCUUGCCCCCCCACACCCCGUCAGUGUUGUGCCGCGCCGUGCCACCCUUCACUCGGCGUUGCGCGGCGCCAUGCAGGUCAUCUGGAUGAUCUUCUUCAUGGCCUUGGGAAUGUCCUCCGACGUCUUGGUCUUGGGGAUGCCGCCCAGCAGCUCCUGACACUCCCGCUUGCCCUGAGUGAUCUCGCUGCACGCCACAAUCAGGUCAUAGUUGAUGCCCUCACUCACCACAGAGUCUUGCCUGGGGGAGCACAGGAAGUGUCUUAGUUCAUCACUUAUUGUAAGAAAGGUGCAGCACAACAGGCAUCCAGUUACUCACUCACUGGAACAAGCCACUGGUACACUAACCAACAUUCAAAAAUGCUUUACUCUCUCACCACGACUAUUUAUUUUCAAAGGCCACAGAGAUUAUCAGACAGGUUCUUAAGAGUAUUUCACUAUUAAUAAUGUAGAAAUCUUGUCAGUCUGUCACUAUAACCAUUUAAACACCCUUAAAAAUGUCAAAUUUGACAUCUACUAGAGCCUUUUGAAAGUAAUGAAGGUGGAGUCAGAUAUGUUUCAGAAUAUGGUCCAAUAUCCUACUUUAUUUGAUGUUCCAGCCCCUUAUCAUGUUAAUGACUGCAAUAUACAGGACUAAAACAUCAGCAGUGCACAAAGGGAGCAGAGACUAAUGUAAUGUAGAGACAUGUGAGGAAUGUGUGUGUGAAGAGAGGGAGAGAGUGAGCGACUAGUUUGUAAACAUACUGUGGGGGUCAUCCUGUGGGUCUGUAGAGAGAGAGAGAGAGAGAGAGAGAGAGAGAGAGAGAGAGAGAGAGAGAGAGAGAGAUGCAACUCCUAAAACAAACCAAUCAUGCAAUCUUACAUAUUUUCUCGCAUUCCCUCAUCAGAUUUAUUCCCCUGCAAGUCACAAACACCUCUACACCUCCUUACACUUGUACACCCACUCAAUGACCUCAGCAUGCACACACACACACACACACUCCCUCAACACCAACACUCACUUAUACUCAGGGUGUGAAGUGACAUAGUUCCUGAUCCAGGCAGCAGUAGUCAUUGCUGUGCCUGCCGCCCGUGCACUAAUGAAAUUUAAAUACUGGCCGAUAGUGCAGGCGGUGUCGGCGUCCAUGUCCAGAGCUCCAAGAUACUGACGCACCAGGGGAAUCAGGCCCACAAACUCGUCCCCCUGAAAUGUUUUGGUUGAGUGGGAGGUCGUCAUGAUGUGACUGAUCAGGGUAGGAUGAGAAGUAAUGGGCUUGAGUUUGGUGUAUUUGAAAAGAGGAAAUAACUAGUUUGUUAGGCAGGUUUCAUACAGGGACAGGGUUUCAUCAUACAAGUUUUAUAGUUUGUUAGACAGGUUUCAUACAAGGACUGCCAUAUGUAGGCCUGAUGGCUUCUGGUAACUUCCCUUGUUUGCUCAUGUUGUUCAGACUAUCUUCUACAUCCCAACUGACUGUCUUUAAUUUCUCAUCCACUGCAAUGUUGUAUCUGUUCCUCUUACUGUCUUCUACAAAGGUUCAGUAGCAAAGGCCUGUAUUCAGAAAGACUGUUCUCUUACCAUCACUAUUUUUCAAGAUCACAGAGAUGAUUAAGUAGGUUCUUAAGUGUUUCUUUUGUAUGUAUGUAGAAAUCCCAUUAUUCUGUCACUACAACCAUAAAAACACCCUUAAAAAUCCAUGUCAUCUUAACUAGACCCUUCUAAAUGUAGUGGAGAUGCCAGGAUGUGAAUGCAGAGCCAAUGUGGAGAUUAGAGUAGAUCUAUUUAUGGAUAUUGGUAGGGCGUUCAAAAUGAUCAAUACCAAAAAGUACCAAUGGGCAUUUAGACUCCACAACACUGAGCCUCGUACCUUCCCGUUGAUGAUCUCACUGACAGUCAUCUGGCUGGUGUCGUCGCCCUUGUCACAGUCCCUGGAGAACACGUCCCGCCUGAACCACAGCUUCUGGUCCAGCACUGCAUUGCGUUUCUGGCAGUUCUGCAUGUUUUCAUCAACCUGGCGGGUGGCAUUUGGGAGUAAGCCUUUUGCGAACUGGUACUGAAUUGGGCUUCCCCGGUUCCCCCCGCCCCCACCCCUCCGAAUUUUGUUGCCCAUUGCCAGUGACCCUCUUGUAUAAAAAAAAAAACUGACCACUAUUAUUCAUCAUUAAUUAUUUUGUCUACCAUCCUCAACUCUUCACUAUUAUCAUUAAUCAUUUUGUCAACCAUCCUUAUUUUACUAGUUAAGACUCCUCAUUUAUCAUUUAUUCCAUCAGCAUCACUCAUCAUUAAUUCAUUUUGUCUACCCUCCUUAUUUCACUGAGCUGGACUCCUAAUUCACUUCAGCAUUCAAGCCAUUACCUUUACAUAACAGGCUCAUUCUUCUUCCCACAUCUUUUCUUAACCUUUGAAAGACUACAUCCAAGCUUUGCAAAUAAGUAAACAUGUUAUCUUAGUACAAUUUCCUAGUAACUCACAAUAUAAUAUUCUCACCAUCACUAGCAGUCAGUCACACCAUCACUAGUUAGUCCCUGGUGACAAUAAAAUAUUCUCACCAUCACUAGCAGUCACACCAUCACCAUCAAAAUACACCAAUGCUUUCCUUACCUUUGAGAUUGGGAUUAACAUGUUCAGCUUGAAGGUAAGUAUGGCUCGGGUCAGCAGCACAAUGAACACACCAAAGGCUGCGUUCUCAAAAUCAGUCAGCUGAACCUCGCAUGGUCUGAACUCAACCCGCCAGCCAAUGUUGCUGUUGAUUGGAGGAACCUUGAACCUCAUGCUCUGCCAGUUUGUACUCUGGAUGUUCUGUGGAAAAGACAAUUGUACAGUUUUAGUUUGUUUUCCUAACCUGGCAAGUCUCAAGUUAGUGGGGGGCAAAAUUACACUAAAGCAAAUGUUUUCUUUCCUCAGUGAUACAAAACUUGAUAUUUCCAGAUUUAUUUCAUGUAUUUCCAGAUUUAUUUGAGUUGUUUUGUAAGCUUCUUUGUUUUACUUGUCUUCCAAUGAGUAAGGAGACAAUUCCAGCAAACUUUUUCCUCAAUGAUACAAACUAAACUUAAUAAUAUUUCAAGAUCUAUUUCAUUUGUUUUGGAAGUUCUCAUUUGUGUUUCAAUGAGUCUGAUUAGAAGUGGUUUAUGGGUGAAAUUAAUUUUGGGAAUCUGUAAAGGAAAGAUCUAAUAAGAGCACUGAAAGGCAAGACAUGAGUGGCACAGUACAGCUGCAUCCCCCUUUGGAGUUGUCAGCGAGAAUUAGUGCAUAUGGUAAAGAUGACAUUUGUUGCGCACAACAAAUAAACAUGAAAACUGUGAUGAGGCUGGGCAGGUUUAUGGUUCUUUAUCUGACACUUUACUAUACAAGUCAUAUAUAUCAGUAUAUUAAGAAAAUGUCUAAAAUUCUCUUGGAGCAAGUUUGUGGAUUCAUUACCCAAAACUUUCAUUUACAGACUCAAACAUUUCACUUCCCCUUACAAUUUUUGCUGUGAGGUUCUCAACUGUAUGUUUGCUGCUGAAAUGAUUAUUUAUGGCAAUUGUGCAUGACUAGAGUGCCUGCAGCAGCAUUGUGUCAUGGUGUGGGUGUGUCGGCAGGCCGUGGCAGCCCUUGGUGGCCUGGCGCCUCACCUCGAAGUGGUCCAUCUCCCUAACAUCAUCCUGGUGGAUUCUUUCAGAGAAGAGAGAGAUGGAGUCCCUGAUGAAGAGGUGCGAGAUGUGCAGGGCCAUCUGCUCAUCCACCUUGCUGUCCAGCAGCUUCUGUUCAAUCUUCUUGUCGUACACCAGAGGAAUGUCGUUGUACCUGCAGUGGGUGUUGGAACAGCGUGAGGACUUGCUGCUGCAUCAUGGCACUGGCUUGCUGAACUACACCACGAGUUUUGUUUCACAAGCAGUGUAACACCAGUGUUGUUGUGCAGCAAUGAAGAAGUCUGUGAUGGUACUGUACAUAAAAUUUCACACCUUUAAUAAAAUUUUGAUACAGAA
Scylla paramamosain (green mud crab) is the source of this 7937-nucleotide messenger RNA. Its product is annotated as pre-piRNA 3'-exonuclease trimmer-like. The coding region runs from base 51 to 1673 and encodes 540 amino acids. Lineage: Eukaryota; Metazoa; Arthropoda; Malacostraca; Decapoda; Portunidae. The transcript is spliced from 13 exons. The record is from RefSeq and is a predicted model, not a curated record. Gene Ontology annotation, molecular function: RNA binding; poly(A)-specific ribonuclease activity. Gene Ontology annotation, biological process: nuclear-transcribed mRNA poly(A) tail shortening. Gene Ontology annotation, cellular component: endoplasmic reticulum; cytoplasm.